AUGGUCUACCCAGAAACUUUCAAAGCUGUUGGCGUCGUCGACUUUGACGACUGGUUACACCCCAAAUCUUUUGAGUACAAGCCUCAAGAGUUCAGAGAUUAUGAUGUGGACAUUGAAAUCGAGGCCUGUGGUGUCUGUGGCUCGGAUAUCCAUGCUGCCAAUGGUGAUUGGGGACGUCCAUAUGCUCCUGUUGCUGUUGGACACGAAAUCAUUGGAAAAGUGGUGAAAGUCGGACCAAAAGCCAAAGAAGGCAUCAAAGUGGGCGACAGAGUCGGUGUGGGUGCCCAAUGUGACUGUGACAACACGUGUAUUGCGUGCAAAAAGAACCUCCAGAGCAACUGCAGAAACCACGUGGGCACCUACUUUGGUGUGAACAAGGAAACUGGUUUCAAGACCAUCGGAGGUAAUGCUUCUCACAUCAGAGUCAACUCGCAGUUUGUCUUCAACAUUCCAGACCUGCUCAAGACGGAACAUGCUGCUCCACUUUUGUGCGGUGGUAUCACCGGUUUCUCGCCUCUUCUUCAACACAAUGUUGGCAAGGGAACUAAGGUUGGUGUUGUUGGAAUUGGAGGUAUUGGCCACAUGACCAUUCUUUUCGCCAAGGCUCUUGGUGCUGAAGUCACUGCCAUUUCCAGGACCGACUCGAAGAAGGAGGUGGCCAAGCAACUUGGUGCAGACCAUUUUGCUGCUACUGCCGAUGAAGAUUUCAUCGAAAAGUAUGCCGACACCUUGGAUCUCAUUGUGAACACGGGAAGUUCUUUCUCCGGUUCUUCCUUGGACAAGCUUUUGUCGAUGCUUGUUCCCCGGGGCAAGUUUGUCUUUAUUACGGCUCCACCUGUGGGCGAAAACAUUGAAUUGUCGCCUAUGAAGUUGCUUUUCAACAACUCUUCCAUUCAAGGCUCUGCCAUUGGGUCUCCUGAGGAAAUCCAGUACAUGCUUAAUUUUGCUGCCGAGCACAAGAUUGAGCCAUGGGUGGAGACAAUUGACAUCUCGGAGGAGAAUCUUGGAAAGGCCUGGAAGAGAGCCGAGGAAGGCGAUGUGAAGUUUAGAUUCACCAUGGUUGGCUACGACAAGUUUUUCAAGAAUUAG
Clavispora lusitaniae ATCC 42720 is the source of this 1089-nucleotide messenger RNA. RefSeq names its product NAD(P)-dependent alcohol dehydrogenase. Gene Ontology annotation, biological process: alcohol metabolic process. Gene Ontology annotation, molecular function: zinc ion binding; alcohol dehydrogenase (NADP+) activity. Lineage: Eukaryota; Fungi; Ascomycota; Pichiomycetes; Serinales; Metschnikowiaceae. The record is from RefSeq and is a predicted model, not a curated record.